This is a messenger RNA of Scomber japonicus (chub mackerel), 3521 nucleotides long. It is a transcript of the gene gaa2, whose product is annotated as alpha glucosidase 2. The transcript is spliced from 21 exons. The record is from RefSeq and is a predicted model, not a curated record. Gene Ontology annotation, biological process: carbohydrate metabolic process. Gene Ontology annotation, molecular function: carbohydrate binding; alpha-1,4-glucosidase activity. NCBI's taxonomy places the organism in Eukaryota, Metazoa, Chordata, Actinopteri, Scombriformes, Scombridae. The coding region runs from base 225 to 3161 and encodes 978 amino acids.
ACCAUGGAGAUAAACAGAGGAGCGGCGUGUGCAGCGGAAAGUCUCAACGCUAUGAACCAUUUAGCCAACAACAGACAUAAUUAGUGGACAGUGUUUUUCUCCGUAUUGCUGCGUUUCAUUUUUUUCGUCUCUUUUUAUUUUAAACUCCGCUGAUAUUUACAGUGUUCGUCUCUUACAGCCUACACGGUCGGUCUCUCACUUAGACCGACGCGCUCGCUGUCAGGAUGGUGUCCUACAAGCGCCUGAACCCAGAAGAUGUUCAGUUUUCCAGUGAAGUGUUGUCAGAGGAGCCCCGUCCUGUCCAAGAGGAAAUUUCAGUGCCGGAGCCAGAAGAAGCCUCUCUGCUUCCACGAAGGCUGUCAUGCUCCGUCACCACGGGCGUCCUGGUGAUCGGCUGCCUGCUGCUGAUCCUCUGUGGAGGCUGGAUCUUGGGCACCAUGUUCUGGUUGCACAGUCCCUCCAAACAGCAGCCGCACAGACCCCCAGUGCCGGCCCCACCGGCUCCAGCACCAACAGUGAAACCAGUACAAACCGAAGCAAACGACACGGCGGCUGCCCUCCGCCGCGAGGCUUGCAGUUUAAUCCCCGAGGCGUGGAGGUUUGACUGCUACCCCGAAAGAGGAGUCGUCGUUACCAAAGAGUUGUGUGAAGCGAGGAACUGUUGCUUCAUCCCGGCUUCCGCUUCCUCCUCCUCCUCUGCCAGCCGUCCAUCAAAGGAAAACGGUAUCCCUUGGUGCUUCUAUCCUCCCGAUUUCCCUUCGUACUCGCUCAAGUCAAUAGAAGACACAACGCUGGGGCAGAAGGGUGAGCUUGUGAAGGAGGUGAAGACUUACUACCCAGGAGACAUUCUUACUCUAGAGGUGGAGAUACGUCAUGAGACAGACUCUCGGCUACGUGUCAGAAUUACCGACCCUUCCACUUCACGCUUUGAAGUUCCAAUCUCCGUUCCCAACGUCACAGAGAAGGCUGAAAAUCCAGAUUACACCGUGGAGAUUUCUAAGGAGCCGUUCGGUCUCGUUGUGAAGAGGACGUCUACAGGAACCGUGCUUUUGAACACCACAGUGGCUCCUCUCUUCUACGCCGAUCAGUUUCUCCAGUUCUCCACCUCCCUGCCCAGUCAGUUCAUCUACGGCCUCGGAGAGCACCGCUCCACCUUUCUGCAUGACGUCCACUGGAACACGCUCACCAUGUGGGCCAGAGAUGUGCCUCCAAUGGAGCAGACAAACCUGUAUGGAGCGCAUCCUUUCUACCUGGCAGUCGAGGACGGAGGGAACGCACACGGCUUCUUCCUGCUGAACAGCAACGCAAUGGACGUGGCCCUUCAGCCCGCCCCGGCCCUCACCUGGCGCACUAUUGGUGGAAUCCUGGACUUUUACGUUUUCCUUGGUCCCGAUCCUGGUUCAGUGAUCGGACAGUAUGUGGAAGUCAUCGGCUACCCAGCGAUGCCCAUUUACUGGGCUUUAGGCUACCAUCUCUGUCGGUGGGGUUUUAACUCAAGCGAAUCCACCUGGGAGGUUGUUAAGAGCAUGAGGGAUUCUGGGAUACCCCAGGACGUCCAGUGGAACGACAUCGACUACAUGGAGCAAUUUUUGGACUUCACUUAUGACUCAACAAAUUUUGCCACACUACCCGACAUGGUCAAAGACCUGCACGCUCACGACCAGCGCUACGUGAUGAUCCUGGAUCCAGGUAUCAGUAGCACUCAGCCUGAGGGCUCGUACUGGCCCUAUGACGAAGGACUGAGGAGAAACGUUUUUAUUAAAGAUGCUGAAGGAAAACCACUCAUUGGGAAGGUGUGGCCGGGUCUCACAGCAUAUCCUGACUUCUCUGACGACAUGACCCACGAAUGGUGGUACGACAACCUUCAGAGGUUCCAUGAGAAGGUGCCGUUUGAUGGAUUGUGGAUUGACAUGAACGAGCCGUCAAAUUUCUUAGAUGGGUCCACAAACGGCUGUCCAUCAAACAGUCUUGAAAAUCCACCUUACACACCAGGUGUACUAGGAGGUUUGCUGAGAGGCAAAACGGUGUGUGCAUCUGCACAGCAGAAGCAGUCCACACAUUACAACAUGCACAGCCUCUAUGGACUCAUGGAAGCGGAGGCCUCGGCGAGUGCUCUGAAGCGGAUCGUGGCAAAGAGGCCUUUUGUAAUCUCUCGCUCCACCUUCCCUAGUCAGGGAAAAUACUCUGGUCACUGGCUGGGAGACAACAGGAGCCAGUGGAAAGACCUUUACACCUCUAUAUCAGGUAUUCUGACCUUUAACCUUCUGGGCAUCCCGUUGGUGGGAGCAGAUAUUUGUGGCUUCAGUGAAGAGCCGCAGGAGGAACUCUGUGUCCGCUGGACGCAGGUUGGAGCUUUCUAUCCUUUCACACGCAACCACAACGCCAUCGACAGGAAGCCUCAGGAUCCGACAGCUUUCAGCCCCAUGGCUCGUUUAGCCAUGAAACAAGCUCUGCUGUUACGCUACUCUCUCUACCCCGUCCUCUACACGCUCUUCCAUCACGCACAUGUUCACGGACACACUGUCGCACGGCCCCUCAUGUUUGAGUUUCCAAAAGACUUAAAAACUUAUGGGAUUGACAAACAGUUCCUCUGGGGGAAGAGUUUACUGGUGACGCCGGUGUUGGAUCCUGGAGUAGACUAUGUGGAGGGUUACUUCCCAGCAGGUCUGUGGUACGACUACUACACGGGCGACAUUGUGAACAGUAAAGGUGAAGAGAUGCGACUCCCUGCACCUUUAGACAAGAUCAACCUGCAUUUGCGUGAAGGAUCUGUGAUACCUACACAGGCGCCCAACCUGACCCUGUGGGUGAGCAGCGGUCAGCCUCUCCACCUCGUCUCAGCGCUCUCCGAUGACGGCUCAGCCAGCGGAGAUCUGUUCUGGGAUGACGGAGAGAGCAUCGACACCUACGAGAACGACCAGUACGCCUACAUCGUCUUUAACGUCUCUCAGAACGUAAUGACGUCACAUGUCCUCCACACCAACGUGGAGGCCACGUACAUCACGGUGGAGUCGGCGUCUUUCUACGGUGUGAAGAAGCAGCCGAACAGAGUGCUGGUGAACUCCCAGGAUGCAUCGUUCACCUACAGAAUGAACCAGGUGUUGACAGUCGCAGAUUUGGGUCUGAACCUCAGUCGGAACUUCACCAUCAGCUGGAUGUGAAGGAAAAAGGAAAAAAAAUCAGAUUUUAUUUAAGAUAUUAGUUUUAUGCGUUGAUGGUUAUUGAGACUGACACACAGUGGAGUCUGUAAGUAUUAGAGCAGUGAUGUUUUUCACUGUUUUGGCUCUUUACUCUACACUGGAUAAUAACAGGAACUAUAACUGAGCUUAAAGUGGAAGUUCAGUUCACGUCCAUAUCUGGUUCACAGCACUUUAAACUGUAUUGUUAUUGUUUCCUGUGCUGGAGUACAGAGCCAACACACAAAUAACUGCCCAUCAGUGAGCAAAAGAUGAGCAGGUAAAACAAAGUGGAGGUGCUCUGGAGUAGAGUGAGGUCAUGAUUGUGUUCAUCUUAUUUAUCGU